Catharus ustulatus (Swainson's thrush) is the source of this 3143-nucleotide messenger RNA. It is a transcript of the gene GALNT13, whose product is annotated as polypeptide N-acetylgalactosaminyltransferase 13. The transcript is spliced from 13 exons. NCBI's taxonomy places the organism in Eukaryota, Metazoa, Chordata, Aves, Passeriformes, Turdidae. The coding region runs from base 687 to 2357 and encodes 556 amino acids. Gene Ontology annotation, cellular component: Golgi apparatus. The record is from RefSeq and is a predicted model, not a curated record.
GCCGCAGCAUCGCGGGAUCCGCGGCCAUUGCGGCCGAGGCGGGGCCGCUCCCGGGGCCGCUCCCCGCUCAGCCCCGGCCAUGAGGAGGAGGAGGAGGGCGGCGGCUCCGCGCUGAGACCCCCCGGAUGCUACUGAGACCCCCCGGACCCUGCUGAGAGGCCCCGGACCCUGCUGAGAACCCCCGGAUGCUGCUGAGACCCCCCCAGGACUGAUGGAGCUGAGCCCCCCGGACUGGAGGUGCUGAAGACCCGGGUGAUGCUGAACCCCCCUGGACCGUGCUGAGCCCCCCUGGACCCUGCCGAACCCCCGGACUGGAGGUGCUGGACCUUCCAGGACCCUGCUGAGCUCCACGACGGACGGGGCUGAGCCCCCCUGGACUCUGCGGAGCGCCCCUGGAUCUUGCUGAACCCCCGGACUGACAGGGCUGAGCCCCCGGAUCCUGCUGAACCCCCCGGGUCGGUUCUGAGCUCGGGGCUCCGCCGCAGGCACUUGGGAAAUUACCCAGGGGUUCAGAGCUGAGGGAAUUCUGUGGGAGCAUGGCUGGAGCAGGGCACGGAGCCUGGGCACGGAAUGUGGGCGGUGAUGGGGGAUGCUCCUCCCUGCCUCCCUGGUGGGUCUGCGCCCUGGGGCUGUGAUCCCGACCUGCUCCUGCUGUUCCCGGGGCUGCACAGCACAUCCCAGGAGCCAUGAGGAGGUUUGGCUACUGCCGGGUGGUGCUGGCCACCUCCCUGCUCUGGGUGCUGCUGGACGUGUUCCUGCUGCUCUACUUCAGCGAGUGCAACAAAUGCGACGACAGCAAGGAGCGCUCGCUGCUGCCGGCGCUGCGCGCCGUCAUUUCCCGGAGCCAGGAGGGCCCGGGGGAGAUGGGCAGGGCCGUGCUCAUCCCCAAGGAGGAGCAGGAGAAGAUGAAGGAGCUGUUCAAGAUCAACCAGUUCAACCUCCUGGCCAGCGACCGCAUCGCCCUGAACCGCAGCCUGCCCGACGUGCGGCUGGACGGGUGCAAGAGCAAGGUGUACCCGGAGGAGCUGCCCAACACCAGCGUGGUGAUCGUGUUCCACAACGAGGCGUGGAGCACGCUGCUGCGCACGGUGCACAGCGUGCUGGAGCGCUCCCCGCCGCGCCUGCUGGCCGAGAUCGUGCUGGUGGACGAUGCCAGCGAGAGAGAGUUCCUGAAGGGCUCCCUGGAGCGCUACGUGCGGAAGCUGGGGGUGCCGGUGCGGAUCCUGCGCAUGGAGCAGCGCUCGGGGCUGAUCCGCGCGCGGCUCCGCGGGGCGGCGGCCGCCAAGGGCCAGGUGCUCACCUUCCUGGACGCCCACUGCGAGUGCACCCUGGGCUGGCUGGAGCCGCUGCUGGCCAGGAUCAAGGAGGACAGGAAAACUGUGGUGUGUCCCAUCAUCGACGUGAUCAGCGACGACACCUUCGAGUACAUGGCGGGCUCGGACAUGACCUACGGGGGCUUCAACUGGAAGCUGAAUUUCCGCUGGUACCCCGUGCCCCAGCGGGAGAUGGAGCGCAGGAAGGGGGACAGGACCCUGCCUGUCAGGACCCCAACUAUGGCUGGUGGCCUGUUUUCUAUUGACAGGAACUACUUUGAAGAGAUAGGAACUUACGAUGCAGGAAUGGAUAUCUGGGGUGGCGAGAAUCUUGAAAUGUCCUUUAGGAUCUGGCAGUGUGGAGGCUCCCUGGAGAUCGUCACCUGCUCCCACGUGGGACACGUGUUCCGCAAGGCCACCCCCUACACCUUCCCGGGGGGCACCGGCCACGUCAUCAACAAGAACAACCGCCGGCUGGCCGAGGUCUGGAUGGACGAGUUCAAGGAUUUCUUCUACAUCAUCUCCCCUGGGGUGGUGAAGGUGGAUUAUGGAGAUGUUUCUGUCAGGAAAGCCCUGCGGGAGAGCCUCGGGUGCAAACCCUUCUCCUGGUACCUGGAGAACGUCUACCCCGACUCGCAGAUCCCGCGGCGCUACUACUCCCUGGGAGAGAUCAGGAAUGUUGAAACCAACCAGUGCUUGGACAACAUGGGCCGCAAGGAGAACGAAAAAGUGGGAUUUUUCAACUGCCACGGCAUGGGAGGGAACCAGGUGUUUUCCUACACGGCGGACAAGGAGAUCCGCACGGACGACCUGUGCCUGGACGUGUCGCGGCUCAACGGCCCCGUCCUCAUGCUCAAGUGCCACCACCUGAGGGGCAACCAGCUCUGGGAGUACGAUGCCGAGAAGCUCACCCUGAGGCACCUGAACAGCAACCAGUGCCUGGCGGAGCCGUCGGAGGACGACCGGCUGGUGCCCACCAUGCGGGAAUGCGGCGGCGGCCGCGCCCAGCAGUGGCUGCUGCGCAACAUGACCCUGGCGGCCUGACUCCCGCCCCACAGCCCGCUCUUCCCGCUCUUCCCGCUGCUCCCAGCGGGGCCCAGCCCUCUCCCGGCCCCAGGGAGUCACCGCGGGGCUGCCCUUGGAUCCAUCCGUGCCUCCGAGUGAGCCGAGAGCUGCUGGCACCAGGGAUUCCAGGGAUUCCAGAGGCAUCGUCCGACCUGGUGGAGUUGGGAUGUGGAGGUGGCGCUGUCACACGUCACCACGGAGAGGUGGCCCUGUCAAAGUGGCCUCAUGGCACCAGCUGGCACCGGGAGCUGUCCUGGGAGGGGCGGCCGGAGCUGGGCUCUGCUGGAGAACAUCCUGGAGAACAUCCUGGAAUAUCCUGAUCAUCCUGGAGAACAUCCUGGAGAACAUCCUGGAGAAUAUCCUGAACAUCCUGGAGAACAUCCUGGAGAAUAUCCUGGAAAAUAUCCUGGAGAAUGUCCUGGAGAACAUCCUGGAGAAUAUCCUGGAGGAUGUCCUGGAGGAUCUUGGGGGUUCUCUCGUUCCUGGUGGGGUUUGACAGCACCAAAGCUUCCUGGGUUGUGCUGGGAAAAAAUGGGAUCUGGUGUUGGGAAAACCAGGCCAAGACUGCACUUCACCAGGAAUUCCAACAGAGGAGGCCACAGGAGACACGGGAAUGCCAAGGGGAAGGAGUGGCACUCGUGGGACCUCGGAGGGGCACGAGGGAACUGUCCCCUCCUUCUGUGGAAGUGGAACUGGUGCUUCCAUGGGGAUGGAGCUGUCCCUUUUUCCAUGGGAAUUGAGCUGUUCCCUUUUUCCAUGGGGAUG